Messenger RNA from Trichoderma gamsii, 1953 nucleotides. RefSeq lists its product as hypothetical. The transcript is spliced from 3 exons. Bases 1 to 1953 code for a protein of 650 amino acids. The record is from RefSeq and is a predicted model, not a curated record. Lineage: Eukaryota; Fungi; Ascomycota; Sordariomycetes; Hypocreales; Hypocreaceae.
AUGAGCCUCAUGAUACGUGAAGACGUCUCAAUACGUGAAGAAGUCUUGCGUUGUUCCAAGUUAUUCGAUUCGGCAUUGGCUGAGUCAAGUGAGCUAAAGGAUGUGAGCCAACACUUUGCAAAAUGGUAUUCCAACAUUGCGGCACAUCGAGCGGGACCAGCAUCUCUUGACGAGCGUUUGCGCGAUGCUCCAGAUGUUCGACUCGCUAUUUUGCGAUUUCUUAAUAUUUUGAUCAGCAUGUUUGAUGACUUCACGCCGAACUCACCUGUUGAAUCAUCAUACAUAUCCAGAAUUACGAGCCAUAAACUGGAUGGCUCGCCGACAGAGGACAGAACGCUCGACGUUCUGGUAUAUGAAGCAGCGAGUUCAAAGCCUAUCACCCUAAUGCAUAAGGUGGUUGAUUGUCUGAAACGCAUUACUAUUGCCAUUCGAGCACCAGCAUCGGUGGAUAGAUAUAGAAAGGCUCCACUUAUCGACGUUGAGCAUUUUCGCCGAACGGAUCAGAAUCACAUCACAGAAUUAUUUCCUACCGCAAAUCUGAUACUCAAAGACAGGCUACUUGAAGCUGUCCUCAGUCGUAGACGGUUUCUUCAAUAUGCUGAAGAACACAGAAAGAAACUAGGACACAAGUCAUCAUCCCAAAUUAGCCAGGAUGUAGGCGAGGGAAUCGACGCGGAGGGAAAGAGCAACUUCGCAGACACUGUAGCAACGCCAUUCUUCCCAGACAUACCUUUGGACGAUAGCUCGCCAAUCGGACUAUCGUAUAGCGAUGGUGAUGAGGUUGGAACCGUCGUCUCGAAUUCGUCAUCUCUCCGCUCUGAUAUGAUGGCUCGAGUGCCCUCAAUGCCGCUUGAAGGUCAGAGUGGUAAGCCGUUCGAAUGCCCCUGCUGCUUCUUGAUGAUAGAGGCCAAGAAUCGAGAACAAUGGAAGCGACAUGUGAUUACUGACAUGCGCCCCUACGUGUGUACCUUCGCCGAUUGCAAAGUCACCGAUCUGCUGUUUCCUAGUCGUCAUGACUGGUAUAGCCAUGAAAUUGCUUUCCAUCGGAGAAAAUGGUUUUGUAUAUCCGGUUGCUCACUGACGUUUGAUUCCUGGCAAGAAUUUGACAGCCACGUAAAAGGUAUUCACAAAAGCGUUACGGAAGCCGCCGAUGCUGAAACGCAUGGUGCUUACAGUCGACAGCUGCCUGAAUAUGAGAAAACGCAAUGUCCACUCUGCAGUGCCGAAAUACGAUAUCCUGAGCUGGUCAAAAAUCAUAUUGGUCGCCAUCAAGACCAAUUGGGACUGUGGCCUCUCCGAAGCAUGCGGGAAUUCGAAGAUAAUGACAAUCAGCAAGAGUGUGAAGAGGCUGAUAGUGAAGUUGAUGAAAGUGGAGAAGAGGACGAGCCCGAGUCAGAAGUUCGAGAUGUACCCUCAACAGCUGCUCCUGCUUCCCCUCUGGAGGAUGAAUUGGAGAAUCCAUGGGAUCUGUUUACAAAUAAAUGGGAGAAGCACGGAUCUGCUACGCAAUCAGAAGAAGAGCUUCCAGAAGGCCAGAUAAUCGAAGAUGUGCCUUUCGUUAACCCAGCUAUUUCUACGCCUCAGCGAAGAAACAGCCGAACGGAGCAACAACCAAUCCCAGGCAACAUAUAUAAUGGUUCAGAGCCUUCUUUAGAAGAGCAUGGCGUAAAGCAAGAUCCCUCUGCUUCUAGCCCCAGAUCAUCAAUAGAGAGGGAUAUCCGAUCAAGCUCAACAUCCAGCCAAGGAAGUGAGAAGUCUAAGAAGCCUUGGUUUACAGGGAUCAGCGGAAACGUUAGUCUUAUGGCUGAACGGUUUGGUGGUGCUAAGAAGAAACCAACAAGGGACAUAGAUAAAGACCCUAUACCUCCAGACAGAGACCCCAUACCCUCAGACAAAGUAGAUCCUAAAGAUCAAUCUUUUUUAAGGGAAUCCGGCUCUUCGAAAAAGCGGUGA